UCAAUGGGGCCAGGUCAAUGGGGCAUGUGUAUACGACUGAACACCAGCUGCGGACUUGGGAGACCCGGAUGUUUUCAUCCUCACCAACAAUGCAGGAGGUCAGUUUUUCAUACCUGUGUGGCUGCCUGCUACUGCCUGUCGUUCCCUCCCUCAUUUCUGGCCGUUCUGCUCAGAACGUAGGCGUCUCCCUGUUUUGAUUUGUGUUUCUUCACUGGCAAAUGGCAUCAUGCAUCUUCUCACCUGUUGCCAUUUAUGGGUCAUCAUUUGUGAAAUCUGCGCAGAUGUUUUUUCCAUGCUGGAGAUGGGAACCAGAGCUUCCCUACGUACAAUCUACCACCAACCUGCACCCCCAGCUGGAUCUUCUGAACAUUUCUAAGAACUAGGUUUGAUUAUUCUUUUUAUUUUCAUUUAAAGUAUUCUUUGAUUGCGACAUUUUGAGCAUUUGUUAACAAACUCUGAGAACAGGUCCAGUGUUAGUGGGUACUUUGUGUCAUUUUCUCGUAUCUGCCAACUCUCUUUCCAGUGUUCACAGAGCAGGGGUUUUUAAUUUCAAUGAAGUAGAAUUUUUGGCGUUUGUUUUGUUUUGAGACAGGGUCUCAUCAUAUGAUGCUGGCUGACCUGGAACUUACUAUGUAGACCAGGCUGGCCUUAACACAGAGCUCCUCCUACCUCUCUAUUUCUUGAGUGAUAGGAAUUCAAGCAGAAAACAACUUGAGUUUCUGAAACCACAAAUUCCUACUGGAGCCAUCGUUCCUUAGAGGCGGUGAAUCACCACAUACAGAUGUACAUUUCCCCCAGAGGACCCUCCAUGCCACAGGUCUUCUCCUGUGGAGUUAGCAAGAUCGAUCGAGCCCCUGACAUGGGUGACAUUUGGUCACGUGCCACCGUGCCCGGCUUACUGCUCCUGUUUUUAAAAGGAGUCCUGAUGCUGAUAUUAUGCGUGUGUAGGAAUGAUUUGCUUAACCAUGACCAGAUUCUCGUAUUUCUCUUCUAAACAUUUUAUAGCCUUAUGUUUCCACUUAGUUCUGGUGUUGCCAUGGUUUCAGCAGGUCCCCUGUAGUUCAUGGAGCAGAAAUAGUGCCUGGAGCCACAGCACUGAGCGAUGAGAUCUUUCAGAGAUGAAUAGCUCGUAGCACUGUGCCCUCAUGGAUAGAUUAAUGUUUUCUCAAGGCAGGGUUCCCGAUAAGGUGAGUUCCCCACCCCAUGUUAUAACACAGCUCACCAAAUAGGCUUCUAAGCCUUCGGAACCACGAGCUGAACCUGUUCUUUUCUUGUUGGUAAUUACUCAGCCGGUAUCACAGUUCAUCACAGCAACAUAAAACAGAUUAGGACCGAGCUCCAUCUUAAGUUGAGUUUAGUUCAGAGCAGAAAUGGGUUGAGAGGGUGUGCUUGUUGCUCAAGGAUGGCCGGGUUGUUAUAACUUUUGAUACUUCAGUUUGCAGUACGGUUCAGAUCUGUCCCCAGAGCCAGUCUGAGCUUGGGCCAUAAUCUUCACCAGAGUUCAGUUCCCCAAACCGUUGUCACAGUGUUAAGAGUCAAUCCACAUCCAAAUCAUGGCACAGUCCAGAAGUGUAGGCAAAACCUCCUUCUUGUCCACAACCCUGUGUCCUUUACGUGAACCUUCUGUGUCCUCCCACACAUACACCAUGCCCCAGAUCCCCUAAGCUGUCAGGGACAAAGAGAGCAACAAGAGAAGAUUCUGCCACCUUCUCCUCCUCGGUGGCUUCCUUCUGUCCCUUCUUGUCUAUGUCCUGGUCAAGAACUGGAACUGCCUCGAGUCCAGGAAAACAACAGGACCCUCCCUCAGUGUCGUUAUUGCUCUUGAAUUGGGGGAGGGGUACCUUCCCCAGUCUGCCUUUGCUGCCUUUUCCAGAAUCCUCUGAUAGAUGGAUUUGAUCCAGAGAGUUCAGCUUCUUUGGGUCGUAGCGACUGAGUGGAGGAUAUUUACUCCUAGCUGGACUCAUACUCUACAGAGCAGGGCUAUGUGGUGAGAUGGUGUAGAUAGAUAGAUAGAUAGAUAGAUAGAUAGAUAGAUAGAUAGAUAGAUAGCAAACCUAAGGGGGAAGACACCUGAUGUUGACUUCUGGUCUCUACAUGCAAUACCCACACACACACACAUACACACAUACCAAACAAACAAAUCCAUGAGUUAAAAAUAUCCCAGAUGAUUAUAUUUGAUAUGCAUAUAAUGAACUGAGACAUAGUCCUGGUCAUCAGGACCCUGCUGUUGACCUAGGGAGCCAAGGUACACAUUGUUUGUAACAGAAUAGUUCCCUCAAAGGCAUCAAAAGCCCUGGGUCUGAUGCAAGGCUCAGCCACUAAGGACUAAGGUGGGUGGCAUCCCUGAGCUUUGAGAUAAGCUAAAUGAAAGGAAGUUUUUAAUCCAGGAUGAACAACACUGCAGAUGCUCAGAAGAUAAGGGUAGACAGUUGUCUUCUGUGCUGCUUCUCUGGAGUACAUUGUUCCCAGGGGACAUUAUCACCUUGACUACACUAUGAGGACAGCGCACCAGCAACUUCCCACCAUUUUAUACUUUGAGAAUCCCGUGAACCAAGUGUCACCCAUGUCAUGGGCUCGAGCUUGGCAGCUCCACAGCAGAAGGCUUUGUGGUGUGGAGGGUCCUCUGGGGGGAAAUGUGUGUCUGUACACGGUGAUCCCCUGCCUCUGAGGAACAACAGCUUCCGUCGGAAUUUGUGGUUUUAGAAACUCAAGUUGUUUGCUGCUUGGAUCCCCAGUGUUUAGGUUUUACAAUCGGAUUUUUUAAAAGAUUGUUUGCCUCAAAUUUUGGGAUGAUCUCUUAGGGAAAAGAGACGGGCUAUCGCUAUUUUGUCUCCUGUCUCAAGCAGGACCAUAUGCAGGGCUCGACAUAGACUACUGAAUAUAGCAGCCGUUAGCAUGGGAUGCGAAAUGACGAGGUAAAAUUGUGGUUAAUGCACUAAAAGGCCUCAGCCAGUCAUGAUGGAUCACUGAUCUUGUGAAAGGGAAAGUGCAGAAGCCACUAGGCAUACUGUGUGCUGGUGUUUGCAGUGUGAUGUGUACAAAGUCUCCAUGCACAGUGACCGCUGAGCUGCAAGUUUGAGAGAGCAUGCGCGUUUACUGCAGGGUUUCUCAGCAGAAAGGAGUGUUUGUUGAUGGAUCGACACUUGGGGUCAUACAGUUCUUUGUUGUGGGGCAGCCCUGUUUGUCAUAGAGUGUUCCACAGCCUGCCCGGCCUCUGCCUUUUAGGUGUCAGCAUCACCUCUGACACAUGGCUAUCAAAAAAAUGUUCCUAGACAUUUCUAAAUGUCCCCUAGUCAGCACUGAUUUAGAAUUACACAGUAAUAAGCAGGGACUUGCUUGUUCACUCACCCAACCUGAACUCUCUUCAGAGUAUGAGGACACCUAAACAGAGUCUGGAGCAGCCAAAGAAACAUGGAGGGGCUUGUCCAUGUCACAAAUAGGAGAGGCCUACAACCCCGAUUUCUUGGCUAUAUAUUCAGAUAUGUGCACCUGCGUUCUGGUUCGAAACCAUCAUUAUUUGAGGCAUAGAUGAUGCGGGGGAAGGUCUGUACAGAAGACGUGGGUUGCCCUUCAACAGAAAGGGAUAGGUAUGACCUUAAAGGUAAGAAACACGAGAGCUGAGUGUGGCUGAAAGUUUUCUGCAGUCCCAGGAUUUGGGAGGCUGAGGCAGGAGCGUGGCAAACUCAAGGCGGGCCUGCUCUUCACAGCGAGACUGUGCCUCAAAUCCAGAACAAUCUGGAGUGUGAAGCCGCAGCCGAGCAUUAACUAGACUGAGACAUAUUACAGUUCCCAGAUUCUGAGUUAGUUCUGGCUGCCUCGGGGCUCCUGGUCUCCAUGGCUCCUUCGGUGAGGGCUGCGUGCCUGCGUCAGUUUCCCCUCGCCUCCUGAUGCCACCUUGUUGAACUAGCCAGUGUUAGCUGUUGGCCGUGGGUUUUCUUCCGGGUUACUCUCUGCUUGUUCAGUGUCUGGAUGAACAGUUGAGCAUGUGACUUCCCACAGGUCGGGACGUUCUGAGAUGAAUCUCUCAGUCUAACUCCUUUACACACACUCAGACCUCUGUGGGAGUUUCUGGACAGCUACAUGGGAAUAGGGUCCUUUGUAAACGCAUCUGUUUUCUUCUCUUGGUCACUCUUCUUUACUCUGGUGGCUCCACUUAGCUGUCUGAGAAGAAUAUGUUUACUUCCAUACUCUCAUCCCAGCCUAAUGGCAUCAAAAUAUGUCUAUGCACCAGCCUAGCUAGGUACCUAGGUAGGUAUAAAGACAGACAUUUGCCCAUGAGAGGCUUUUGUCUACUUUUUCUUUUAUAAAAAUGAAACUAAGGCCAGUGAGAUGGUUCAGUGGGUAAAGAUGCUUGCUAUGCACGCCUGAUCCCCUGAGUUUGAUCCCUGGGUUUCUUGGUAGAAUCUCAAAUAUUGUCCUCUAACCUCUACGAAUGUGUCACAGCAUGUGUGUCCCUCACACACACAUACACAAUGCACACAUGUACCCCAACAAUGGUAAUGAAUUAAGUGUAUUAUUUUACACAUUUAGCAAAGUUCAUGAAAGUGUUUUCAAGUCCAUUUUGUUGAUUUAAUUCAUUACUUAUGAUAGCAUGGCAUGAUAAAGUUAUUUCACGAUUUAUGCAACUCUCCCAUAUAGAUGAUCAUAUAUACCUAGUUUACAUUACAUUUCUCAUUGAUAUAAUUAACGUGUGUGUGUGUGUGUGUGUGAGAGAGAGAGAGAGAGAGAGAGAGAGAGAGAGAGAGAGAGACUGACUUUAGGUCCCAGAGGUGAGUGGAUGAUUGUAUUUUGAUUUGAUUUGAUUUUGUUUUUAAAGUAGAGGAGAUUUUUAUUGUAGAUGUAAAGGAGGAAGCAGGCCAAGUCGAGAGUCCAGGCUGAACAUAUCCAGCAGACCGCACUGGACUGUGAGAAGGGAGAGCGGGAGGGAGAGCCAAAGAGGAGCCUCGGCCAAGAGCGGAUUUUGAUUUUAAAUAGCACUGCCAGUUAGCUUAGACAGUAAUGUUUUUCACUUUUUCUGAUACCCUAGGAGACCAUUCUUACCUGUGCACUUUUCUAUGGUUUGUCUUUUGUUGUUAAUGAUGCUUUGUAAGAACGUUUCACAUAUUAGAGAUCCAUUUUUUUUCUAAUGAUAGGGUUUUGAAAGUAUCCUUUGUUUAAUUGGUUUAUGUUCCAUUUUUCCUUUUGAAACUCUAAAGAGAGAGCACAUUAUAGUCUAGCUUUUUCCAAUACAGUUAUUUUUGUGCUUGUACUAUUGUAUGUUGGAUAAUUUUUUUUAGUAGACAGUGGUGCCACAUUUCACUUUAUUUCCUCCAGACGGAGACCCACUUGUGCCUGUACUCCUUAUACGUCUCCCAUAGAAUUGCAAGAUCACUUUUGUUACGUAUUAAAUUACAUACUUCUUAAAUUUUCAGUAAUCUGUGUCUAGCUUUUCGAGGGCUGAGAUAGAACAUGGUGGUUUGUUGUGUAAUGGGUUCUCUCUCUACUUCUCUCUCCUGGGGGAAGCAUGGCUUGACAGUACUUCACCUUGCAGCCUGGUCUGGAAGCUUCGAGAUAAUGCUCAUGCUAGUUAAAGCUGGAGCCGACCAGAGAGCCAAGAGCCAGGAAGGAAUGAACGCUCUCCACCUGGCAGCUCAGAACAAUAAUCUGCACAUUGUGGAUUACCUCAUUCAAGACUUGCACCUGCAGGACCUGAACCAGCCCAAUGAGACCACAGGACAGGAGGAAAGUGUUGCUGUUGGCAGUGGUCCAGGCUUCUGCAUGGAGAGAGAAGAGGAAUCAGAGAGACCACAGCCAGCCUCCGUCCCUUUAUAUCCCCUCACCUUGGCCAGGAUUCAAAGGUUAUCCACCUCCAUCCAUAUUUAAACCGUGAGCCUAAGCUUUAUUCUGUGGUGUCUGACAUUUUUUAAAAGAUAUUUGAACCAAAAUUUUGCAGAAAUCAACCAUGGGCUAUAAUGCCCUUACGAUAUUGUCUAGGUGCCUUUUUAUUUUAUUUUUAUAAGUGAUUAAUAAGACCACCUUUACCUUAUGACUGUCUUAAUGUGCUAGGCAUAGAGGGAAGGCCUAGGGCCUUGUCUUAGUUUGAGUUUUUUUUGCUGUGAGAAGACACCAUGACCUCAACAAUUCUUAUAUCGGGAAACAUUUAAUUGGGGCUGGCUUACCAUUUCAGGGGUUUAGUCCAUCAUGGUGGGAAUCAUGGCAGUGUGCAGGUAGACAUGGUGUUGGAGAAGGAGCUGAGAAUUCUACAUCUUGAUCUGAAGGUAGCAGGAAGAGACUGUGUGUCCCCACAGAGACUCUCUUCCUCCAACAGGGCCACGCCUCCUAAUAGUGCUGCUCCCUAUGGGCCAAGCAUUCGAACACAUGAGUCUGUGGGGGUGUGCUGGCUGGUUCUGUGGGUCAGCUUGACACAAGCUGGAGUUAUCACAGAGAAAGGAGCCUCCCUUGAGGAAAUGCUUCCAUGAGAUCCAGCUGUAAGGCAUUUUCUCAAUUAGUGAUCAAGAGGGGAGAUCACUUCCCUUGUGGGUGGUAUCAUCCUGGGGCAGGUAGUCCUAAAUUCUAUAAGAAAGCAAGCUGAGCAAGCCAGGGGAGCAAUCCAGUAAGCAGCAGCCCUCCAUGGCCUCUGCAUCCACUCCUGCCUCCAAGUUCCUGCCCUGUGUGAGUUCCUGUCCUGACUUCCUUUGCUGAUAAGCUUCAAUGUGGAAGUGUAAGCUGAAUAAACCCUUCUCCCUCCCCAACCUGCUCCUUGGUCAUGAUGUUUUGUGUAGGAAUAGAAAGCCUGCCUAAGACGGGGCACCAAACCUAUUUAAAACCCCACGGACUUAGAACAUACACUGCCACAUGGGCUCUUGACUCUUUUGUGGGAGAUAGUGGUAUAUAGGAAGGGGCGGACAAGGUGCUGGGUUCAGAGGCAGAAGCAGGUUCAAUGCCAACCAUCUCCUCUUCCUCGUCUUCAUUUUUUGAGAUGGGAGUUUGCUAUGUUGCCCAGGCUGCUCCUGAGUCUGUAAUCCUCCUGCCUCAGUCUCCAGAGUGCUGGAAUUAGGCAUGUACCACCAGUUUUUCCUACUUCACAAGUUUCCUGUUAAUUGUGUCUACCAUCUCGUGGUGCUUGUCCCUUCUCUUCCUGUGGCAAUCUGCUAAGUAAAAGGCCCAGGAGCUCAGUGGUGGGUACAGCAUCCAUGGAGAGACCUUAGGAGCGGAGACUACAAGAGAAUGAGCCCAGGGGGGUCACUGAGAUGGAUAGGGGAAGACUCUCAGAGUUUAUUUUUAUUCCUAUAAUAAGCCUGGACUAACGUAACAGACAAUAUACAUUGUUUUUUCUAAGCCAUCUGAACGAAUGGAGCUUGCUGGGGUUUGGGGGAGGAAACAGAGCCGUCAUUCACUAGGUACAGAAUUUCACUUCUGGAAGAUGAAAAGGGGCUAUGGAGAUGCCCGGUGGGGGAUGCUUACAGAAUGAUGUAAAGGUACCUGGUCCAGGGCUGCUGAGGCGGUGGGGUGGAUAAAGAGGCACUUGCCACCAAGCCUGAUCCCUGGAAGGUGAUCCUUGGAACCCACCCGGUAGAAGAAGGAAGGCGGCUCUCACAGCUCUCUGACCUGCACCCACACCCAGUAACAUGCACACACACCCUCACACACAAAAUAGUGAAUGACUAAACCUAAUAUCGCUGAGCUCUGUACUUACUAAUAAUCAGAGUGGGACAUUUUAUGUUAUGACUAUUUGACAGUAAUAACAAAAAAGUGGGAAAAGAAGCCCAUUUGGAGGUAGGGGUAGGAAGUAAUGGCUUUGACUUAUCACUCAUGUGAAGAUAUGGCGAAAACCCAUCAUGCAGGCAGGAUUACUCUCUCAUAGUGCCACUCUCUUGCCUGGACACUGCUCACCAGACAGCGCCUGUGCUUCUAACAGGAUUAGUAAAAUCCCUUUCUUUGGCUUCAAGGCAGUUCUAGACUCUGACAAGAGAAGCUUUACGAGGAAGAGACCUUUAAGACAAAGAGGAUUUAACUGGGCCUGAGAGAGUUUGGAUGGAGCUUGGGGCGUUCUCCUAGCUGUACAGCCCUAAAAUCACUAUGAUGUCACCAGAGGAGAGAGAUUCGAGCCAGGAGUUUGAGGCCAAGCGGUCUAAAUGUUUUGAAUCCAUAUGUCUGUUGGCUUCCAUUUGUGAUCAGAACUUAAAAAAUGGUGAUGUUGGGAGAAGGGGAUGUAGAAGGGAAAGUGCAAAGGCCGUUUGCAUGUUGGCUGAAAGUGGACGGUUUGGUUAUGCUUCCUCCCACUGAGCACUUUGGGAACAUUUACUAGUGGAAUCUGAACGGGAAGUCUUUGUAAGUCUUUGUGAGUCAAAAGCAGCCUCUCUUCAGGGGAGGGGAGGUAGUAAAUGGUGGAAGAGGAUUGAGAACACAUCUGUGUUCUUGCUCAGGCCUCCUUCAGUAUCCACGGGGAAUUAAGUCCAGGACUCCUCUUGGAUGCUAAAAUGGGCAGAAGAUCAAAUCCUUAUAUAAAACGGUGUAGUGCUUUCAUAACCUACACACAGCCUCCCGUGCCCUUUAAAACACCUCUAGACUGCUGUUAGUACCUGUUUCAACUAUAAUGCUGCGUAAUUUAUUAAAGCAUAUGGUUAAGGGAAUGACAAAAAAAAAGGCCUAUAUGUUUAGUAGAUACGGGGUCCCCUCCUCCCCCGAAUAGUUUGGAUUGUGAAUAGUUUUAUUCACCCGUGGAUACAGGGGUCACAUAUAUCUGAGACAGCAUUUAGCCAAAGCUGUCGACUGUACUGUGUAAAGAAAACUCUCUCGGAGUCCAUGCCACGCCCCUACCCCUUGCAUCUACGACUUAGAUGCAAGAGCUACGACUCCAGCUCUGAGCACGAGAGACCUCCCAGCCCUGCUUCACUCUGGGUCUUCCCUUAAACUGGUUGUGCUUCCCGUCGAGGGAAAAGCUGUGAGCUGUGGAUGGAGACAGAGAGAGACUUGGUGGGACAGUGUCCGAAGGAUUCCGAGGGUAAAGAAUGAGUCUGGUGGGUGCUGUUUUUGACCUUGUGUUGCAUUCGGUGACUUAAUAAACUGGAAGCAUAAGAUAAUUUAUAAUAGAUCAUUUCAAUUCCUCGGGCUUGUUUACAUGCAAAAAAUUAAAUGCAUCUUAAAACAUAAAUGGUUAAAAAUAUGAGCUAACAAUGGAAAAACGACAAGGAACUGGAACUCUAGACACUCCUUAUUCUAGUUAAAUUAAGGCCUGGGUUCCUGGGCCAGGAGGCCUAGUGAUCUGCUCCAGGCAUGAAGCCCUGACUUGGACACUUUUCUUGGUCUUGUCUGGGAAGUUUUCCUGCCUUCCCAAUAUAGGAGAUCCCUUGAGACUGUACUGGAUAGAAGCCCGCUUGAACAUAAUUCAGAUGGGUUGGGUUGUUUCUUUAAAAGAAUGAAAUAACAUGAUAAGGAAUUUUAUUUUCAAAAAUGCAUAAGGUUCUGAAAUUCCGGUUGCUAUUUUUGCCCAAUCAUAUGUACCUCUGCAAGAACAAAAAUUUAUAUCUUAUUAUUUAUGUCGUACUGUCACUUCCCCUUUCUUUAAGGUACGUUUAGUAUUUAAAAGAUGAAGAUUAUGUGGAACGUUCUGUUUUGUGUAACGUGCCUUUUACUCUUUUCUUGGUGACGUCCACAAAGGGCAUCCAAAGUUCGAAGACUUAGCUCUUCUGUUGGGAAGCAAGUCAUCUGGGAUAACUCAGUCUCUCCUGGAACCUCUCACAUCUUAGGCCUUCUGGGGGCGUGGAUCCUGUGUCACUUUGUUGAGGUCUAUGAUGUAAAGCUUUGUAGCAACCCAGGGUCAAAAGAGGCGGGCUGUGUUAAAAUCCCACAGACCUCCAAUCCAUGGAGAGAAGUGUGUGUCCUUGCUAUGGUUUAAACGUGAUUGGUUGCUCUAGUCUUACAGGACUUUAAUCCCUGGAGUCAUGUGCUAAUGACAUUAAACCAACUAUGGUGUUACAAGGUGGGGCCUCUGGGAAAUGAUCAAGAUUAGAUGCAGCCAUUAGGGUGGAAACUCCAUGAUUGAAAUCUUAUGGUUUUAUAACGAGAGGGAGAGACAACACACACCCUCUGUCUUUGGCUUUGGGACUCUUGCAAUGUUCCUGGAGUCUGAAAGCAGGAAGGCCUUUCCCAGAUGUGGGCCUAUACCUUGCUCUUCUAGAAACAUGAGUCAAAUAAACUUCUUUAACUUUAUAAAAUAGCCUACUUUGGUAUAGUAAUGAAAAAAGAACCCAGAUACAUAUUAUAUUUUAUAUAAUAUAUUCAUAUAUUAGAAUUAUAGUCUCCAAAUUGAUAAACAUAUAUUAAAAUUCUUUCUAUUACAAGUAACAUUCUAAUCUUGGCUGAGAAUAACAAAGGUAACUCGAUAACUUAUAAAUGAGGUCUUCAAGAAUGUGUCUUGCUGGUUUCAGACAUGGCGGGUCCAGCUUUUCUUUCUUUCUGCAACUAUUGGCUGCCACUCACUGCCUCUAGUCCUCCCUAUGCUCUGGGUAUGGCGGCUUCCCAGCUUCCAGUUUCUACCCUCAGGAAUUUUGACCCAAAGACAAAACGUCCUUUCCUAUCAAAGCUCACACCCGAGUGUCACAAGCAAUUCUGUCUGGUCUUGUUUGAAUCAUAUGCUCAAUUCUGAACCAGUCGCCAUGACCAACAGGAGCUAUGUGAUCACUUUACACAACAGGAAACAAUCAGGAGAAGCCUAGCAGUGAGCAGCACUGACUGCAAAAAAUGGCAUAAUAUGGAGAGACAGGAUGGCCAGCGAGCCAUGGUUCCUACAGCUAAGUAGAUGGUGCCAAAUGUGACCUGUUAUAAUGCUAUGAACCAGAAACCUAAGAUCUCCUAGUGCACUGGUUCUCAACCUUCCUAACGCUGAGACACUUAAUAUAGUUCCUCGUGUUGUAGUGACCUCACAAAAUUAUUUUGUUGCUACUUCAUAACUGUAAUUUUGCCAAUGUAAUGAAUUGUAACGUAAGUAUUUUUUGGAGAUAAAGGUUUACCAAAGGGGUAGUGUCCCACGGGUUGAGAAGCACUGCUUUUCUUAGGCUUGGGGAUAAAGUUCUCUUAGUAGAAACCUUUCUAACACGCAUGAAACCCUGGACUAAAACACCUGCACCCAUGGGACAAAACAAACCUUUUCUUCCUUAAAAUUUCUGUCAAAUAUUUAUUACAAUAUUUUUACGAGAGAGUUUAUCACCCUGUGUAGGUCCAAGUGGCUUUGGUUAGGUCUGAAUCCGGGAGUUCAAGGUCUGCCAUCAGUGUUCUUCAUCUCUUUCUACUUCCCACUGUCUGGCCUCGACUUACCAAGUGGCAAAGAGUCAUCCUCGCUGAUGACUUUACAAUAAAUAUAGACUGUAUUAGGAAAAUAAUCCAAUGGCUGACUCUUACUGGCCUUGGAUGAUGAGUGGCCAACUCAAUGUUGUUGUCCUUGGUAGAGGAAGCAAGAGUUUUAAGAGAUGCAUCAAAAUGGUGUAGGGCUGUCCUCCAGAGGAAAAGAUUAUGGGCAGACAUCAGGGAAUAGGUGUUUUCAUCUCCUGAUACAGUAAUUAGCCACUUUUGAUGUCUCGUCUCCACACAAUCACGCUCAGUAGCGCUCCUGUGCUCGCCAGCUAUUGCACUGCUCUAUGGAACACAUCUCAUGUGCCUCCCCGGAGGACUCCUCUCUCCUCUCUACUGUUCCUCUUGGCUAUCCAUUGCUUAGCACAAAGCUGCACAUAUAUGAUAAAGUUGUUGGUACCUGAAUGGUGUAGGGUGUAUGACAUUGGUGGUGGUUUGAAUACGAAUGGCCCCAAUAUGCUCAUAGAUUUGAAUGCUUGGCCACCAGAGAUUGGUGGCAUUAGGAGGUGAGGCCUUGUUGGAGUAGGUAUGUCCUCAUUAAAGUCAGUGUGUCACUCAGGGUGGGCUUUGGGGGUCCAAAUGCUUAAGCCAGGUUCAGUGUCUGCCUCUCCUUGCUGCCUGCCUGUGAAGAUGUAGAACUCUAGGCUCUUCUCCCACACCAUGUCUGCCUUUGUCCUUCCGUGUUGUCCGGCCAAGAGUUCCAACAGGAUAACAAGAUGCUAAACCUCUGAACUGUGAGCAAACCCCAUGGUUUGCUUUUAUAAAAGCGACCACGGUCAUGGUGUCUCUUCACAGCAAUAGAACUACGACGUUGUCUUCAUCUAGCAUGCACAAUGCCUCUUGUGACCCGUUUCCUGAUUUAUAUACUGCUCAGGCUUAUUCUCACUGUGACACAAGAGAACAGUGAAAAGGAGAAAAGAUUUAUUACAGCUCACAAUUUCAGAGAUUUUCAUCCAUCAUGUCAGAAAGUAUGUGGCCAGGAAGCACAGCUGAGCACAGUAGGACAAAGCCAGCACUGGACAGGUCCUCAGUGACCAGCAUCCUUCAACCAGACCGUCCACAGUUCUGUUCCCACUAAUGCUCUGUUCAAAAUUUGAAUCUAUCCAUGGAUUAAGCCAUUCAUUAGGUCAAACCCUCUGUCUAAAAUCCAGCCUGGAGACACCAUUACAGACCCUCCUAGAGGUACGUCUUACUAAUGUCCUAGCCAUCUCGCAAUCCAACCAAGUGUCAAUAAAUAAGUUUAACCCCCACACCGCAUGUUGUUUAUGUGACUCUUCAUCUGUGGCUGCCAUUUGUGGAUAUUUAUUGUGAGUUGCAUCCAGUAACUAUCGGUCUGUCAUUUUCAAAAGGACUAGACUUUUUCCUUCAACCAUAUCCCAACUUGCAAGCAGAAAAAUGUGGCUCCAACCAAUCUGCUCCUUCCCUUACCCCUUCGGUGAUUUCCUGAGAAUAAGGGAGGCAAUUAGCUCUUCAAGCUUUGAAAGGGUGGAACGGUAGGUCAUGUGGCCUAAGGAUCAUGAAUGAUGUGAACGUUUUGGUGCUAGUUUCUUUCCCCAGCUUCUGCACAUUCCUGGACACAGAUCUCCACGGGGCUGAGCUGAGCAGAUGUUUUCCAUUUUGUUUUAGGCACUGGACUAUUUUAGCCUGUUUCUCUUCCUUUUUUUCCUUCCUUAUAAGCAAUCAGUGGUCUUGAUCUUUUCGUUAAACGCCAUUAGCUAGCGAUUCGCUGACAGACUCAGAAUGCUAUUUAUAGAAUCUCGCACCCUCCUUACGUUGAAGGCGUCUCGCUAAGUCUCCAAUUAGCACACCGAGCCAAGUUUCCUUUUUUUUUUUUUUUAAAUUUUUUAAGUUGAAGAAAAUUCAUCUUAGGCAGUUUUGUCAUCCAGUUUCCUUUUCCAUUUUUUUUUUCAAAAAUAGCCUGAGUUGAAAAAUUAAGUUUUCUGUGCAUCUUUCACUUUUCUUGAUGGUAUUCUGGCUACUGCAUUGCAGUCUCUGUCACCAACAGGAAAACCUGGAGAAGUCACUACUAUUCAAAUAGUUUAUGUUUGAAAAAGCCGAUAUAAACACCUGUCUCCCCUGGAGUUGCUGGAUGCCUCUGCUUUCUUUUUCCUUUCCUUGUCCAACAGACCCAUCCUCAAGAGCUUUCUGAUUGCUCCUCAGAAAUGCAACACCCAGUGAGCAUGGCCUCAGAUUUUGACUGCGCAGGGGCCAGAGAGAUGGCUCAGUGGUUAAGAACACUUGCUACUCUCGAAGAGGACUUGGGUUCCGUUCUUAGCAUCAACAUGGAGGCUCACAAACUGUUUCCAACUCUAGUUUCAGGGGAUCCAGUGGCCUCUUGUGGCCUCCGAGGGCACCAGGCACGCACACAGAGCACAUUUAUCCACUCAGGCUUACGUAUACCCCUUAGCUAAGAAUAAAUACGCUGUUAAGAACCAAGUAAAAUCCCGCUAACCAAAUGUAUCUGAAUGAGCUUCGUGUGUGCUGGGCACCGAAGAAUUUCUGUGUCGUGUGUUUUUAUUGGUGAGGCAGCGUGACGCUCAGAUGCUUCAAUCAGGGUGUGGCACAAGCUAAUUUCUCAAUAACUGGCUGAGUGGAAGAAGUGCCCACCCACUCAGGAAUCCUUGCUACAUUUGCCAUGGCGUCUGAUGGUCAGGUUGUGAUACAGUGCUUCUCUGACGCUCUGGAGGGCCUCUUCUGAACACUUGUGCCCGUGAAACUGAGUCAGCGUCGGUGUGGGGUUCCUCGCAGUUCUGAUGACAAACUAGAGCUGGAUGUGGCUUGGGUUCAGCGAAAUGACCAUUCCCUCCCUCCGAGAAGGGCCCAGAGUGAUAUGACCAUCUUAGCCACCCCAUCGCCUUAAAAUGCUGCCCGCUGCCUAACAGUUCUGCCAGUUUUCUGCUAAGUAUAUGCUCAGUGUGGAAUCCACGAUUGAUUUUCAGAGAGGAAGAAAACCGUUUCUUUUGGCAGCUGAGAAGGGCCAUGUCGAAAUGAUUGAAAAGCUUGUCUUCCUUAAUCUCCAUACCUCAGAAAAAGACAAGGAGGGGAACACGGCCUUACACUUGGCUGCGAUGCACGGCCACAGCCCAGUGGUGCAGGUGCUACUCACUCAGUGGUCAGAAGUAAAUGAGACCAAUGAGAAUGGAGAAACCCCAUUCAUGUUGGCUGUUGUGGGAGGUCAUGAAGAAUGCAGUCGAGUGCUCCUGGCAGGAGGAAGUGACGUCAACAUUCCAAACAAACUCAACAUCAGUGCUUUGCAGACAGCGACCCGGAACGGCCACACAUCUCUCGUCAACUUUCUUCUCAGUGAGAACGCUGAUUCGCAGCAGCAGAAGGAAACUAAGGAGCCCCCUCUUCACUUAGCAGUCAUCAACAACCGUCCCGCAGUUGUGGAUAGCCUGUUAAGUGCUCAGCAUGAUGUUGACGCCUUAGAUCAGAGGCAGCAGACCCCUCUGCACGUAGCUGCUGAUCUCGGAAAUGUGGAGCUGGUCGAGACUCUGCUGAAGGCUGGCUGCAACCUGAAAAUCACUGACAAGCAAGGAAAGACUGCCCUGGCUGUGGCUGCCAGGAGCCACCACAGCCUCAUUGUGGAUAUGCUCAUCAAAGCGGAGAGGUACUACGCCUGGAGAGAGGAGCACCCUGAGAACAUCCAGGACUCCGCAGUAAGCUCUACACUGACCUUCAAGCAGGACCACAGUCUGGAGACCAGGCACGUCCGCAUGCUCCUCUGGAACCUGGCCUACCGGCAGCUGAAAAGGAAGGACUGGCAAAGGCUGGCUCGCUUGUGGAGCUUUACAGAGGACCAGAUCAGAGCCAUUGAGGAACAGUGGUCAGGUAAUGACAGCUUCCAUGAGCAUGGCUAUAGGGCUCUGCUCAUCUGGCUGCAUGGGGCUCUGAUGACACAGUCUGACCCUGCCAAGCAGCUGUAUGAGGAGUUGGUGCGUGCCGGGUUCCCAGAACUAGCUGAAAAGAGUCGUCGGUUCAAAAGUAAAACUGAUUCAAGCUCCAAAAAAUGUGCAGUGUCCUAAGCUGAAAAAACGGUUCAAAUGGCUUCCCUCUCCUCCUUCUGUGUUAGCACUGGUUCCUGACGGCCACAGCCAUCCUGCAGCAGACUGAGACAUCGCCCCUACAGGGAUGGGCAUGAACACGCCACCACCUCCCACUGCUCAAGGACACACAGAGGCUUUGCCUUUUUCUUGAGGCAAACUGUGUGUGACUUCCUUGUUUGUCACUUGGUGCACACAUAGAACACCCUAGCUCGAAGGGCUCUCUGUCCCUGCUUAAACACCAAGGUGACAAUGGGAUCAGCGUGGUGGCUCAUGGGGAGCAAGGGCUAGGAGAUGCUGCUCUGAUAUGAGUUGCUCAUAAUUAGUUCCUUUCUGAUAGGCAGGAUGUUUCCCCCAGAGACUGCAGUGUCGAUGAGGGAAACACCCGUGGGUGCCUGACCUCAAGCAGUGGUAUGUAAGCCAGGAACUCUCACUGCUGUAACAAAAGUGCAUUUGGAAAUGCUGGCUUUAUACCACAAGUGUAAUCUAUUAUUCAGAAAAAAAAAUCAAACCCAACCCAAACCAAACCAAAAAAACCAGACACACACACCAGUGAUUCUUAAACCCUUCAUACUCUAAAUGUGGGUAACUUUAAUUCUGUGUUCUUGCUGGCACCAUCUAUUUUGUUCAGAACAAACAAGCAUCGCCUUUUGUGAUCUGAGAAAGUUAUGAACAGUAUCAGUUCUCAUCAUCGUAAGCCUGCCUGGAGUCCAAUUCUGACUCCUGCUUUGGAAAGGCUGGUAAGAAAAUCGAAGGCAAGUUCGUAAUUCUGUCAUGAUUUAGUUUCCAGGUUGUCUUACAUUGAUUGUAAAUGGCCCGCUUAAUGCCAGGAAUGUCUAAAACAGGCAAAAUAUUGACGAGAUUCCAGAAUUUAAAAACGCAUUAAAUAAAGAGUCUCAACCUCA
Molecule: messenger RNA, 16276 nt
Organism: Rattus norvegicus (Norway rat)
Lineage: Eukaryota; Metazoa; Chordata; Mammalia; Rodentia; Muridae
Source: RefSeq, a predicted model, not a curated record